AUGCUGGCGAUCAAGCGGGGCAUGGGCAGCCAGUUCAUACCAGGAAACCACCGCAGGCGCCAGCUGAAUGUUCUGUACAACGCCAACAGGUCCGUCAGGGUCCUGCAUUGCGGCACGACCAUCGGGCACACUUCACUGAGGUCGAAGGGCAUGGCGGGCCAGCUUCGGGCGACCCGAGCCAACAGAUCGCACGUAGCGACCGCUAUUCCUCCCGAGAGUGGCGUGGCCGCAAUCGUUGCCGAAAACGUGGUGUUGCUCGCGGCUUGGCUGGCCGGGGCUAGACCGUCGGCACCGCGCCCCGCUUCCUUCCACUCACGUCUGGAGACGACACCGAAGGCUCUCGGCGUCCGGACGAUGACAGCCCAGAGCGGGCUACACGGUCCAGUAUGCGAAAUGGCGAGUUCGCGGCCGAGUGGCGGAGCGUCACUGCUCUGCUUUGUCGUCAUUCUGGCGUUCGGAGGCGUAGUUAAAACCCUUCGAAUACAAGAUCAGCAAAGCCCAUUGUUGAAGGAGUCACCUGCGGGCGACGAGAAGUGCACGCUUGGCACGACAGCUGACGACGAGUGCCGUGCAGCAGUCGUUGUCAAUGAGUUCGCCCUCAUUUUGCGCGCUUCCUGUUAUCCAACAGAUGUCGCGUGGGCGAUGGAAGUCUACCGUGGAAGAGGAAUGGAAGGGCAUCCGCUUCCAGCCGUGUCAGUCGGCCGAGGCUUAAUACCUGAGGUGCGCAAGUUGGCCAUCGAUGAGAAACGCCAAGCCUGCAAGGAAUUGAAGCGCGCAGCGUUAAGUCCCGACGCCGAGAGCAAAACUCUCGUUUACCUCACUCACGGACGUAUACUAACCUGCUCGGAAGCAGUUCCAGCCUGGUUCAGGGGGGUGUUCAGUUUCAAUGGAAUCUACCCGGAAAACAACUGGGAGGCGUAUCGGAAAGUACCGUUAACUGCGGAGUUUAUUAAAAUGAUGCGGGAGGCGCCGAUGGAUAUUGGAUGUGCUCUCAUAGAAAACUGCGGCGGGGUCAACGCUGUUUUAUGCGUUACCAACGCCCCACAGUUAAAUGUCGAAGAAGCGCCUUUUACGUGA
Molecule: messenger RNA, 1077 nt
Organism: Besnoitia besnoiti
Lineage: Eukaryota; Apicomplexa; Conoidasida; Eucoccidiorida; Sarcocystidae
Exons: 6
Coding region: 1-1077 (358 amino acids)
Source: RefSeq, a predicted model, not a curated record